Messenger RNA from Neoarius graeffei (lesser salmon catfish), 2895 nucleotides. Its product is annotated as leucine-rich repeat and fibronectin type-III domain-containing protein 4. Lineage: Eukaryota; Metazoa; Chordata; Actinopteri; Siluriformes; Ariidae. The record is from RefSeq and is a predicted model, not a curated record. Bases 1 to 2895 code for a protein of 964 amino acids. The transcript has 2 exons. Gene Ontology annotation, molecular function: protein binding.
AUGCAAGCCUCCCCACCCCCUCAAUCUGAAAAAUCACACCCAUCCCUCAUUUUACAUCACCAUCCAAGUAAAACAGCCUCCUCUUCUCUCCCCUUUCAUUCAUCAACCCAUUCUUACUCAUCCAUCCUGAAGCCUUCACCCAAACUCCUACCAUCAGAUACGCCUCUGUGUCCAAAAUACACCUGUGGAUUUCUGACCCAAUCCAUACCAUCCCCAAGCCCACCUCUACCCUUGCUCCAUUGGCUGACACUGGUCACAUGCGCCUGCUUGCUUCCUGCUUUGAUUGGACGGAUUCCUGGGGCCUUGGCAGGGGAAACGUGGGGUGUAGUUUCUUCAUGCCCUUUUCACUGCGUGUGCCGGAACCUUUCAGAGUCUCUGAGCACACUCUGUGCAGACAAAGGCCUCCUCUUCGUUCCACCAAACAUAGACCGCAGGACUGUCGAACUCCGCCUUGCUGACAACUUCAUUAGAGAAGUGGGUGGCACGGACUUUGUCAACAUGACCGGAUUGGUGGAUUUAACACUGUCACGUAACACCAUCAGCUACAUCAAACCAAUGGCAUUUGCAGACCUUGAAAGUCUCCGCUCAUUGCACUUGGAUGGAAAUCGACUGACAUCACUUGGUCCCAGAGACUUAGCGGGUAUGCUGAACCUGCAGCACCUCAUUCUAAACAACAAUCAGCUUAUCAACAUUUCCUCUGAUGCCUUUGAUGAUUUUCUCCUCACACUGGAAGACCUGGACCUGUCUUACAAUAAUCUGCGCAAAGCGCCAUGGGAAGCCAUCCAGAAUAUGGCCAGCUUACAUACACUCAAUCUCGACCACAACCUCAUUGACCAGAUUGAAGAAGGUUCCUUUGGUGAACUCUACAAACUUGCUCGUUUAGACAUGACUUCCAAUCGCCUUCAGACUUUACCACCUGACCCUCUGUUUGCCAGGUCUCAGACAGGAGUCAUCAGCCCUACACCAUACAACUCAGUAAUCAGUUUGAACUUUGGAGGAAACCCUUUGCACUGUAACUGUGAGCUGCUUUGGUUACGGAGAUUGAUUCGGAGUGAUGAUAUGGAGACUUGUGCUACUCCGAUUCACCUGGCAGGACGCUACUUUUGGUCAAUACCUGAGGAGGAAUUUACUUGUGAGCCUCCACUUAUCACUCGUCAUACACACAAACUCUGGGUCUUAGAGGGCCAAAAGGCAACACUCAAAUGCCGAGCUAUUGGAGACCCUGAACCAGUGGUGCACUGGGUCUCACCUGAUGAUCGGAUUAUUGCUAACUCUAGUCGUACCAACUCAUUCCGUAAUGGGACUCUUGAAUUCCUAGUGACUGUGGCCCGUGAUGAUGGUGCGUAUACUUGUAUUGCAAUCAAUGCUGCAGGUGAGGCCACUGCGAUUAUCGACCUCAAAGUCAUUCCUCUUCCUCACCGAGGGAAUGGGACCGUGUCUUUAGCCCGUGACCCAGGUUCAUCAGAUAUUACCAGAGGAAAAACAUCCAAUGGGCAGACCCCCAGCCAGGACACCAACACAGAACCACAGGAAGUUCGAGAAGAAGUAGAAGCAGAGGAUGGAGCAAAUGAAGGAGAGGACCAGUUUGUGGAGGUACAGGGGGUUACCUCCACCUCAGCACAGGUUCGGUGGGAUAUAGGCAGACUUUCAGGUGCAUUAUUGGUUUGGAUGUACCAGAUACAGUACAACUGCACCGCAGAUGAAACUCUGGUGUACCGAAUCCUGCCCUCUACGAGUAACAGCUUCCUCCUGAAGAAUUUGGUCUCUGGAGCUGACUAUAACCUGUGUGUUUUGGCCAUUUUUGAUGACACGGUCACCUCCAUGGCUGCAACAAAAGUUCUUGGAUGUGCUCAGUUCAGCACUAAGGAUAAUUACCCAGACUGCCGUUCACUCCAGGCCCACUUUCUAGGUGGGACCUUGACCAUCCUGGUGGGUGGAGUUGUUGUGGUUACUCUACUGGUGUUUACUGUGGCGCUUAUGGUGCGUCACCGGGUCUGCAGUAAUCACAACAGUCAUCAUGGCACUCGUGGAGAAGUCGGAUGCUCAGGAUCAAACUCGUCACCCCCAGAGAAAGGAGCCAAUGUAUUUUCACAGAGAAAUAGCAGUGGGGAGGUAAUGAUGGUGGUCUUACCUAAUGGACUACCUCAAAAACAAAGAGGUGUGGGAAGAGGGGCAGAGUCAUCAUCGAAGCUGUCUCCCACUCAGAAACCCCAAACACUGCCGAAGCCCAAAGUGAACCUGGAGCAGCUAAAGGCAGGGGUAGGGUCAAAGAAGACACUUCCACCUUAUACCCCAGAAACUGAACGAAUGCCAAUGUACUACACCCCCAAGAAGCCAUCCUCAUCUACACUGCCACACCAGUCACGUCAGUCAGAGGUAGGACUGACUAAACUCCAUUUCACAAAUAGGGAUAUAGAGAAACAGGCUAGCUUAAGCCUUGUCCCCCCAUUUCACAGUGAUCGGAGGUUCAGCACAGGAGGGUCUGUUGUAGUAUGCCGAGGAAGCAGAGACAGUGGAUGUAAUGCAGAGACAGCCUAUCGGAGCUCAGGCCUAAGCGUUGCACGGCACAGACGUAGCUCCUCGUUCGACAUGGGCAACAUGGCAGCCACAACCUGCUAUAGUUAUGCCAAGCGGCUGAGUGUCAUCUGGAGCAAACGGAGCCAGUCACUGCACGGCAUGCUAGCCAAGUGCGCCUCCACGAACAGCAUCUCCACCACCAGCAGCGGCAGCGGAGAUUUCCAUACGAGACACACACGAAGCGUCAUCCAUGACUACAAAUCUAACACCAUGCCUUCGAGCAUAGUCAGAACCCAUACAGAGCAAAGGAGAGACAAAGGUAAAGAGAAAGUAAAGGGAAAAGAUAAAGGAGAAGAACUGGAGGAAAGCAUGGUGUAG